Messenger RNA from Pseudogymnoascus verrucosus, 2534 nucleotides. It is a transcript of the gene SRP1, whose product is annotated as Importin alpha subunit (Karyopherin alpha subunit) (Serine-rich RNA polymerase I suppressor protein). Gene Ontology annotation, biological process: NLS-bearing protein import into nucleus. Gene Ontology annotation, cellular component: nucleoplasm; nucleus; cytoplasm. The coding region runs from base 160 to 1818 and encodes 552 amino acids. NCBI's taxonomy places the organism in Eukaryota, Fungi, Ascomycota, Leotiomycetes, Thelebolales, Thelebolaceae. Gene Ontology annotation, molecular function: nuclear import signal receptor activity; protein binding. The transcript is spliced from 3 exons. The record is from RefSeq and is a predicted model, not a curated record.
CUCUGAUUCUGAAAUACCUAAUCAUCUUCCUCCACACCACAACCUUCCAACUUCACCUUCAACCCCGCUACACUUCAGAACCUCCACGACUUUCGAACGUCCGAGUGGAGCCAUUACAGACAACGUCUAGAACAAGGCUCACACAAGUACACUACAGCUAUGUCUGAACGCUACAUCCCAGAGCAUCGUCGUACGCAGUUCAAGGCGAAGGGUACCUUCAAGCCUGAGGAGCUCCGUCGUCGUCGUGAGGAACAGCAAGUUGAGAUUCGCAAAGCUAAGCGUGAGGAGAACCUUGCAAAGCGCAGAGGCCUUGCCAGCGCCGAUGGAUCCAGGCCGGGCGCAUCGUUAGGGGCUGCUCCUGAUAGUGACGAUGAUACUGCUCCCACGGAGUCUCAGCUAAAUGAGGACCUCCCACAAAUGGUACAGGGUGUCCUGUCCGACCAAAUCGAUAAGCAAAUCCAGGCUACGACUAAGUUUAGAAAGCUCCUUUCAAAGGAGAGAAACCCACCUAUCGAGGAAGUUAUCAAGACCGGUGUCGUUAGCCGUUUUGUCGAGUUCCUUCGUUCGCCUCACACCUUGGUCCAGUUCGAAGCUGCCUGGGCUUUGACCAACAUUGCUUCUGGAUCAGCACAACAGACACAAGUCGUCAUUGAGGCUGGUGCCGUCCCGAUAUUCGUUGAGUUGCUUGCCAGCCACGAGCCAGAUGUCCGUGAGCAGGCCGUUUGGGCGUUGGGAAAUAUUGCUGGUGACAGCCCUUCGUGCCGUGAUUACGUUUUGAGCUGUGGCGCUCUCAAGCCUCUUUUGUCUCUUCUUGGCGAUAGCCGCAAGCUUAGCAUGCUCCGCAACGCCACCUGGACUUUGAGCAACUUCUGCCGUGGCAAGACUCCCCAGCCAGAUUGGAACACUAUUUUGCCCGCCCUCCCCGUCUUGGCGAAGCUUGUUUACUCCCUCGAUGACGAGGUCUUAAUCGAUGCCUGCUGGGCAGUUUCAUACCUGUCUGAUGGAGCCAACGACAAGAUUCAAGCAGUUAUCGAGGCCGGUAUCCCACGCCGCCUUGUAGAGCUCCUGAUGCACGCAUCCACUUCCGUCCAGACUCCUGCUCUCCGCUCCGUGGGUAACAUUGUUACCGGCGAUGACGUCCAGACCCAGGUCAUUGUCAACUGCGGUGCUCUUCCAGCCUUACUGUCGCUGUUGAGCUCCAGCAAGGAUGGUAUUCGCAAGGAGGCUUGCUGGACCAUCUCCAACGUGACUGCUGGCAACUCCACCCAGAUCCAGGCUGUUAUCGAUGCCAACAUUAUCCCACCUCUCAUCCACCUCCUGUCGAACGGAGAUCUUAAGACUCGCAAGGAGGCAUGCUGGGCCAUUUCCAACGCCACCUCGGGUGGUCUCCAGAAGCCUGAGCAGAUCCGCUACCUUGUCGCCCAGGGCUGCAUUAAGCCACUGUGUGACCUUCUGGCCUGCCCAGACAACAAGAUCAUCCAGGUUGCCCUUGAUGGCCUAGAGAACAUCCUCAAGGUUGGAGAGAUGGACAAGGAGUCCUCUGGUGAGGGCCCAGAGAGCAUCAACAGAUAUGCUCUCUUCAUUGAGGAGUGCAACGGCAUGGAGAAGAUCCACGACUGCCAGACCAACGCCAACGAGGAGAUUUACAUGAAGGCAUACAACAUGAUCGAGAAGUACUUCUCCGACGAGGAUGACAACGCCGUCGAUGAUGAGGCUGCCCAACAGGCACAGGGCGCUAACGGCACCUUCGGCUUCGGCACCCAGGGACAAUCUGGUGGUUUCAACUUCGCCAACGGUGGAGACUCCAUGGAUAUGUAAAUGCAGCUACAUAUCCACGAAUAUAUCUUCGCGCCUUGGGUUACUUUACCACCAACAUACUCCUCUUAAUUUUACCGGCAUCUCCUAAACCCCUUUAGUCACAGCACAUAACAAAUUCGACUCCCCACACGACACAGCACCAAGCCCUCGAUGAGAGGACUUCCCCUCACCCCCUCGCACAGUUUUUGCGAUGCGACCCACGAUAAGCGAAAAAGAUUCACCGUCAUGUAAUUUCCUUUGUCAGCAAACCCCACCAAACCACCGGCACAUCAACAUCAGGCGUUCACGUUUUUACGAAGUUUUUCGUAUGUAAGUCGGGGCAUAGUUGGCUUAAAAGCUGCUGUUCCCGCAUUUGCGCGUGGGGAGAGAGUUUUUUGAGAUGGAUAUAUCAGAUCAGGCAUGGGCAUGGUAGCUUUAAAGCUCCGGCCCGCGGGAUGGAAGAGAUGGUGCGUACAAGGUGAUGAUAGAUGGGGAUAUUGGAUGGAGAGAGGCUGGGUAGCUUUAAAGCUCCUGCCUGCCCACGGGUUUUUUUGAUGGCCUGCGGGAGAUGAUGGGAUGCUGUCAUGCCUACGAUAUGCCUCGACGUGCAACCAGAAUCUUGAUGAUGAGAUGGGAUGCGAGUCAAUGGAUUGAGUAUACAAAAAUGUGUUCUUAUUUAAGUGACAUGUAUGCGUAGUUGUUAUCAGUCUACAUCUAUUCUACAAACUGAUUCCCAC